Molecule: messenger RNA, 1441 nt
Organism: Platichthys flesus (European flounder)
Lineage: Eukaryota; Metazoa; Chordata; Actinopteri; Pleuronectiformes; Pleuronectidae
Gene: rnaseh1
Product: ribonuclease H1
Exons: 8
Coding region: 371-1288 (305 amino acids)
Biological process (GO): DNA replication, removal of RNA primer
Molecular function (GO): magnesium ion binding; nucleic acid binding; RNA-DNA hybrid ribonuclease activity
Source: RefSeq, a predicted model, not a curated record
AGUAGAAGUAUAACAUCGCGAGAGUUCGAGUGCUAGCUUACCCAUGCUAACAGCCUCCAUCACAAUUUGUUACUAUUUUCUUUGUCGCGUCAUUUUUCAGGUUUCAACCAAAACAUAAACUGUGAGUUUCUAAUGACGUCAGAUAAUUCACGGUGUUGUCAUGUUGAUUGGGAAUGACGUUUCUGUCACGUGUGUGGAUCAGCGCAGACUAACGGGCUAGCUAACGGGCUCGCUAACAGGAAGUCGCUGAUUCUGCUGCUGAAUUUCACGCACAUCUUUGUGACUUUGUGAGUUAAAACGCGCAGCGGCCGCUGAAUCACGAUGAAAUGAGUUAGCGUCACGAUGUCGGCCACGCGCCUCACGCACGGUGAUGUUUAGACUGACUGGCCUUUUCAGAGAAAUACGCAGGAGCGUCUGCUGCGCCGCGGACGAGAUGGCGAAAGGCACGUUUUUCUACGCAGUGAGAAAGGGAUUAAAACCCGGAGUCUACAAGUCCUGGGAUGAAUGUAAGAGUCAGGUGGACAAGUUCCCAGCGGCCUCUUUCAAGAAGUUCGCUGCAGAGCGAGACGCGUGGGCGUUCGUCCGCGGGGUGGAGCUCACCCCCCCACCGGAGGCGAAGAGCGCAGCUCAGAGUUUUGAGCCGGCUCUCUCCCUGCUGCCUAAACGAGGCCCCGAGCCUCUGGAGUACAUCCCCCUGGGGAAGAAGAGACGCCACCCAGACGAGGAGCUGGUGUCCCCCCCCAAACGAGUCAAAGAGACAGAAAGCUCCUCGUCACAAAACCCAGAUGGAUUCACAUACAUGGGUGACGCUGUGGUCGUCUACACUGACGGCUGCUGCACGUCGAACGGAAAGGUCGGAGCCCGAGCCGGCAUCGGAGUCUACUGGGGUCCCAACCACCCACUAAACACUGCGGAGCGACUUCACGGGAGACAAACCAACCAGCGGGCGGAGCUACGGGCCGCCUGCAAAGCUCUGCAACAAGCUAAAGAGAAGAACAUCAAGAAGUUGGUUGUUUACACCGACAGCAAGUUCACAAUCAACGGUGUGACCAAGUGGGUGAAGAACUGGAAGCUGAACGGCUGGAGGCUGAAGUCUGGAGGACAAAUCACCAACAAAGACGACUUUGUGAUUCUGGACCGGCUGAACGCAGAGCUGGAGGUGGUCUGGCUGUAUAUUCCAGGUCACGCCGGCUACACAGGCAACGAGGAGGCCGACAGACUCUCCAAAGAAGGAGCCGUGAAGCCUCUGGAGGAGCAAGACGUGGACGACACUGACGAUUUGGAUUAAAUGGAGUCGGAUCACGAGCGUCUGGUUUAUCGGGUUUGGACAUUUUUGGUUUUCCCCUCGCAGCAGAUGUGAUGAACCCAAAAACUCAGAGGAGGGGAGUGUGUGUUUGUCUGUUGAAUGUUCUGUUCUUAAUAAAGUUCCACUGGAAACAAA